This is a messenger RNA of Monomorium pharaonis (pharaoh ant), 2739 nucleotides long. It is a transcript of the gene aPKC, whose product is annotated as atypical protein kinase C. Gene Ontology annotation, biological process: establishment or maintenance of cell polarity; protein phosphorylation. The record is from RefSeq and is a predicted model, not a curated record. Gene Ontology annotation, molecular function: protein binding; protein serine/threonine kinase activity; ATP binding. NCBI's taxonomy places the organism in Eukaryota, Metazoa, Arthropoda, Insecta, Hymenoptera, Formicidae. The transcript is spliced from 9 exons. The coding region runs from base 710 to 2692 and encodes 660 amino acids.
UUUUUUCUCGUGGGCACGCGGAAAACGGGACGAGUGUCGCCAUCUGGUACGAAGCUCGCGCACCAACGACGACGGCACCGAUGUCGCGCCGCGGCCAACAAACAUGGCGUCUGCCAAGUAACAACGCUCCACGCCGUGUAACGAGUGCCUUACAGUUUUUAGGUUGAUGUUACCGCGUCGCAGCGCGUAUCGUCCCGCGUUCCGCGCCAGCGAGCUGUUUUCCACGUUUUUCUACGCGCGGAGGCGCAACCCCGUUCCUCCUCUCCCUGGGAGAGCCUCACGGCCGUGCGACAAAAGUGCGUGCAACUAGUGCAUCGCGACGGCGGCAGCGGCGGUGGCGACGGCGACGGUGGUUUCGCGACGGCGGUCAUCAUCGCGGUGAGUCACGGAGAGGACUUUCGUGUAUGCAUCUACGUGCGAACUAUAAUCCGUUAAUUAAAAGGUGGGACAACUGUCACGGGUUCGCAGGCAUCCAACCGCCAGUCGGACGCGAAAAAAGAGAGAGCCGACCGCGUCAGCAACCGAAUGAUUACCGGUCGCCGAUUUCACGUGAUCCGCUCUCUCGUUUCCGCGAAUCUGUUGUAUCGCACUGUUCCUUUCCUUCGGGUGACGACCGUUGCCCAAUUAUCUCGGGUUUUUUUUUUAACGUACGACCGCGAGCGACUCGAUAUCGCACGUCAACCGCGCGUCCGUGGGAAAGUUGGACGUUAUGUCAUAUCCGGAUUGUCGAGCAUUUUUUUACUUGUAUUUUCUUUACGUUAUUGGUUUUGAUAAUUGUAUUAAGAUAAAUCCGACGCGAUCGCCACUUGAGUUUCGUGUACUAAAAUUGUUUGGUUUGGAUUAUUAUACUUUCAGAAUAGGAGACCAUUGUGUUUCGAAAAUGCCUACACAGACGGCAGAGAAUGAUGACAUUCGAGUGAAAAUUAUAUAUAAUGGGGAGAUACAAAUCACGUACAUCACUCCCGGGAUUUCAGUGGACGCACUGCGCGAGGAGAUGCGAACGAUAUGCGGCUUCGGUACAGAGCAGUUCACGAUGAAGUGGGUGGACGACGAGGGCGACCCGUGCAGGAUCGCCUCGCAGCAGGAAUUGGAUGAGGCCCUGAGACUAUACGAGCUCGAGAAGGACACUGAAAUAACCAUACAUGUUUUCCCGAACGUACCGCCCGCUCCCGGGAUGCCGUGCCAGGGAGAAGACAGAAGCAUCUACAGACGUGGCGCUCGUAGAUGGAGGAAGCUCUACCGAGUGAAUGGCCAUAUUUUUCAAGCGAAACGAUUCAACCGGAGAGCCUUCUGCGCGUUCUGCCAGGAUCGGAUCUGGGGACUCGGGAGACAGGGAUUCAAGUGCAUCCAAUGCAAAUUGCUCGUGCACAAAAAAUGCCACAAGGUGGUGCGCAAGCCGUGCUUAAGCCUCCAGCAGCAGCAACAGCAGCAGCAGAGUUCAGAGUCGCAGACGAUCGACAGAAACGGCGACCAAGAUCUUGAUCCGUAUCCACGCGGUCCAGCAGCUCAUCUCGAGGAUGAGAUCACUGAAUCACCAAUCAUCGAGGAGCAUUCGCGUGAUCGAAUCGGACAUGAGGAAGGAGAAGAAUUGCCAUUGGACGCGUUGAAUGAGGGCGAUGCUUCGAACGACAUGCAACGACAGUACUCAUUGAACGACUUCGAGCUGAUCAGGGUGAUUGGUCGUGGUUCCUACGCGAAGGUUUUGAUGGUAGAGCUGAAGCGUACUAAGAGAAUCUAUGCCAUGAAGGUUAUCAAGAAAUCUCUAGUGACAGACGACGAAGACAUCGAUUGGGUGCAAACGGAGAAACAUGUUUUUGAGACGGCUUCAAAUCAUCCCUUUUUGGUGGGCCUGCAUUCCUGCUUUCAGACGCCUUCGCGGCUGUUCUUCGUGAUUGAAUUCGUGCGUGGUGGCGAUCUUAUGUUCCACAUGCAACGACAGCGCCGUCUUCCUGAGGACCACGCGCGAUUUUAUGUAGCUGAGAUCAGCCUGGCGUUAAAUUUCCUACAUGAAAAGGGUAUCAUAUAUAGAGAUUUGAAGCUAGACAAUGUACUGCUUGAUCAUGAAGGACAUGUUAAGCUUACAGAUUAUGGAAUGUGCAAAGAGGGCAUUCGAGAGGGCGAUAACACUGGUACCUUCUGCGGUACUCCUAAUUACAUUGCUCCUGAGAUUUUACGUGGCGAAGAAUAUAGUUUCUCAGUGGACUGGUGGGCUUUGGGGGUUUUGCUAUACGAGAUGUUGGCAGGUCGUAGUCCCUUCGAUCUCACUGGCGCAGCUGAAGAUCCGGACAAGAAUACAGAAGAUUUUUUGUUUCAAGUUAUUUUGGAGAAGACCAUACGUAUACCGCGAUCCUUAUCCGUUAAGGCUGCGUCUGUCCUUAAAGGAUUUCUUUGCAAGGAUCCCGCAGAGAGGCUAGGUUGUGGAAAGAGGCCUUCUGGUUUCCUCGACAUUGUCGCUCAUCCCUUUUUUAAAGCGAUCGAUUGGGAAAUGCUGGAACAGAAACAAGUUACGCCGCCCUACAAACCACGUUUAGAUUCGGAUCGCGAUCUUGCGAAUUUUCCGCCCGAAUUUACGGAUGAGGAAGUCCGUUUGACUCCGGAUGAUCCGAAACAAAUUGAGAAGAUUGAUCAGAGUGAAUUCGAUGGUUUUGAGUAUGUGAAUCCACUAUUGAUGUCAUUGGAGGACUGCGUGUGACAAGAGCCACUUUUUAUUGUGCCGCGUCACAAUCAAGAUCAGCAACA